Molecule: messenger RNA, 981 nt
Organism: Oppiella nova
Lineage: Eukaryota; Metazoa; Arthropoda; Arachnida; Sarcoptiformes; Oppiidae
Source: the annotation of a GenBank genome assembly
AUGAACGACUUAAUAGAGUUGCAUCAAAACGAAAUCGAGAAUCUGAAGCAAAAUAUGGUGGAUAUGGAGGAGAAAGUGCAGUAUCAGAGCGAAGAGAGGCUCCGGGAUGUGCACGAAAUGCUCGAAAGUUGCCAAACAAGGAUCUCACGUAUGGAACACCAACAGCACCAACACUUGCAACAACUCGUUAAUCUCGACUCAUUGGAAAACUCAAACGCCAGAGCACUGGUACUCAAACUCAUUAACGUUGUGCUCACUAUACUUCAGGUUGUCUUACUAUUGGUCGCUACCAUUGCCAACAUAUUAGCGCCGUUUCUACAGACAAGACUACGAAUGGUGACGAGUAUUAUAGUGUUAAUCGUAUGUAUGGUUGUAUUCCAACACUGGCCUGACUUCGGGUCGUGGACUCGACAAAAGAUAUCUGAGAAUUGGAUCCACUUUUCGUCGACUAUCGAUAGCGGUUGAGAACAAACCCUUAUAUUUAUUUUGAAUAGAUGAUCAGAUUUUUUAAGUUAAUUAUUAUAUACACAAUCAUUUCAAGACAUAAAUCCCUUUUGAAAGCAAAUGCUAUCGAAUUUUUAUCUUAUAUUUUAUUUUUGUCAAAGACUUUCCACACAUCACUUGUUGUCAAAUGGAAGUCUUGAAGUGAUAUUCUUGUUGUGAUAUCGAUCCCAAAACGGUAUUAUAGAGAUUUGCUAAACAGCUAUACAUUUUGAAUAUAUGAAUACUUAUGUAUGGAUUUUGAAUCGACGCCAAAAAAGUAUACUCAAUAAGACAAAUACAUAACAAAAUGUGUAAUAAAUUAGGAAAAAGUGCCCAAAAAACGAUUGUUUUGUUGUAUUUAUAACAAUAGAGGUAUGGAUUAUAUAAUAGCUAUGAAAACUGAUGUAAAAUAUAUGACUGGUUUCUGUUCUCAUUUUAAAAAUAUAUACGAUAUAUAAAUUGAAAUUUUUAGAGAAUCUCCACAAAUAUUAGUGAUUA